Vespula vulgaris is the source of this 4119-nucleotide messenger RNA. Its product is annotated as armadillo repeat-containing protein 1-like. The transcript has 5 exons. Lineage: Eukaryota; Metazoa; Arthropoda; Insecta; Hymenoptera; Vespidae. The coding region runs from base 543 to 1361 and encodes 272 amino acids. The record is from RefSeq and is a predicted model, not a curated record.
UUACUAUUCUUUUGGUUUAUUCUUUAUCGCAUCUGUAAUUAUUUUUACACCAAUGUUAGCUUUAUUCAUGCAAUUAUUUAUUGUCCCUUACUAUCCUUGUAAAACUGAUUCUAAACUUUCCUUUUUCUCACAAUCAUUAGAAGUUGUCUGAGCUAUAUAAACGAUCGACUCGUACAUGUAGUUAUAGAAAUCAGAUGGAAAAGCACGUUUGGCGCUAGGAGUCAACUCGCAUUUUCUGAUAGUAAAUAGAAAGUACUCGUUCUAACAGCUCUUUUUGUUUGCAACGUGCUCGUUAAACUUCCUUUUGUGAUACCCUUUAACGUUUAUUUAAUUAAUUUAUUUUUAUACUUAGUUAAAUAAUUCUUGAUCCUUAAAAAAAAAAGAACGUUUCGUUCCUACUGUAUUUUUAUAAGAUACAGUAUGUUUAAUUUACUUAACUUUUAUCGUGACGAACAGUAAGAUUGAAUGUUUGUAAUCAUCAAGUUUCAUUACUGUGGUGCACGGGUUUCCAAAAUAAUUCCCGUUUACGUUACGUGUACAAAAUGGAAACGGAAGAAUAUGAUAAUCCUAAGGAAAUAAGAGCAACAUUAGAAACAUAUAAGAAGUUAGCUGACGAUUUUUCUAACCAUGACACAAUCUUAAAGGAUAAAACGGUGUUGUCCUACAUAGCUUAUAUUCUCGAAGUACCUUAUUUAGAUAUUAUUAAUCUCUCAUUAGAUAUUUUGGAAUUGUUUAUUAAAAAUGCUGAUAAUUAUUUACACAUAACCUCUACUUUUGGAAUAAGAGAAGCCUUAGACGCCGUUGUAAACAGAUUUAUAUUGAGUGAACCAGAAAUAUCUAAAAGGGCACAACAUCUGAAAGAUAACAUAGAACGUAUGAAACCACCCAUAUAUAAUUUACGUAGUAGGUGCAGGAUCAUCGAACGAAAAAAAUUAAAAACUCAUGUAAUUGUAUUACAUGUCCAAGGCUUGUUACCGGAGACUAGAUCUGAACUGGAAUCUACACUGAUCAAAAUUGAAGGAUUGAUAUCUCUUGUGAUAGACGUUGAACAUCAACGCGUUACCAUGCGUACAUUGAAUAACGUUACAGCUAAACUAAUUGCUGAAGCUAUACAAGAAAAUUUAGAUAACAUGGAGGCAUGGCUAGUUACAAAAAAUAAAUUCAAUCAAGAAUUUCUAGUUAGACUGACCCAUAAAGAAGAUACCGAUGACAUUGAGAAUAUGCCAGAAUACUUACCGGAAGAAGAAGAGCAAGAAGAUGGAAAAGAAGGAGUCGUAUCUUUAUUUAGUGGUUUAAGACAAAGUGCUUCGUCGUUAUACAAAUCUACAGCAGAAUUUCUUCAUAAUUCUUUUUAUUGGUAAAUCAUUAUUGAUAAAUUAAUCAGUUCGAAUCAUGAAACUGUUCUGCAAAUAAGAACAUAUUUAAUGAAUCUUUUCAUUUAUAUGACUAAAGACUUUUAAAUCAAUAGUUAUUAUUUAUGAUGAUCUAAAUAUCACUUUUUAUGGAUAUAUUUGUUCUCUUUAAAUUUUGGUUUCUCUUUAUAAGAGUAUAGCAUUAUAAAUAUUGUAAAGAUAACAAAAAGUCUCGUGCAUGUACCUAUUUAUCAAGUUCAUAUUUGAACUAUAAUGUACAUAUAUCUCGAAUUAUCUCGAAUUUUCUUAAAAAAAAUAAAGAUGUGUUGUAAGUUAUAUAGAAUUAUAUGUGAUCAAAAACAAUUAAAUCUUUUAGGCUUUUACUUAUUUACUUAUUUAUGCUGCGUAUGACUUCUUAAAAAUAACAUAUUAUACAUCAACGUAUUAAUCGUCAAUUUUAAUUUAACAAUUUCCAACGCAAAUUAUAUUUUAAUGUUUAAAAAGUAUACAUCUAACGUUGUUAAAUGUUAUAAAAAAGAUUCGUAAAGAGAAUGGAUAUUAUGAAUAUAAAAAAUGUGUUAUUUAGAAUAAAGCAUAAUGAUGCAUUGUUCGAUAAUUAUCGUUUUCUCCUUUUUUUUUUUCUUUUUUUUCAUAUCAAUAGUUAAAAUAUUAAAAUAUUCCCUAAAUAGAAGGAGCGAGACAAUGACGAUAAUUCUAUAAAUGUUUAGAAGAAUUGUUAAUUGCAAAGUUCAAACUAUCAUUGUAUUUUUUAUAUAAAUGUGAAAAAAAAAUUCUAUCAUUUCUCAGGUACUUUUUGCAAUAUUCCUAUAGUAAUAUUCGAUAUAUAAUAUUCUAAGUUAAUACAUAUAAUGUAUAUGUACCAUAUAGUGCAAUAUUUAAAAAUAUUUAAAUUAAUGUUAGUUUAAUAAAAUAGUAAUUAAAUCACAAAGUCACGCACAUUAGGCCGUAUCAAUGAACUUUAUUAUACAUAACAUUAAUUUUUGUGUAGCAUUUCUAUUAUCAAAGAAUAAUAGACUUAAUCAAAUUAGCUGCCAAUGCAUGGAAAGGGAUAAUGUACACACUCGUGUGUGUAGCCGUCAGCAUAAAUAUGUUGAAUACAACAUAUAUAAUUCUUAUACAAAGUAUACUUCUACACACUUUAUAAAUCAUCUUAAUCAAGUGAGCACAUCAAUACAUUGCCUAUAAUCUUAAAGUACUAUUCCUUUAAAUCUACAUUGUAUUGUCCAUAUUUACAGACAUAUAAUAAUUGUCAUUAAGGCAAUCUGAGUUUCAAAGCAGGUACAAUAGAUGGAUGCGAAAUAUUACGUUGUAAAAUAUAGAGUAAACUAUAUUUCACAGUCAGACGCGCAUAAGAGAGCUGCGUAAUAGUUUCAUUGCUUGUAAUUUGACAGAAUGAGUAUAUCGUCAGAAUACAAUUAAACGCUAUCAUCAAAAUUUGUUUCUGAACUCAGAUUUUAUGACUUUUAUAAUUUUCUAUAUAAAAUGAUUUAUUUAAAUGGUAAGCUAGACUAAAAUGACGGACUUCAAUAUAUAUAUAUAUAUAAUAAUAAUAAGAAUCAUUAUUUCGUUCUAACGAUGAUCUAAUGACUAAAAAUUAGGAAAAAUGCAUGAAUUAUGUUAUCUGCUUUGGAAAACAGAAUGAGUAUAAACAAUUAAGUACAAUGUGUGUGUGUGUGUGUGUGUGUGUGUAUGUAUUUAGUAUUAAAUAUGUCACCCGCGCGUUAUAUCUUUAAUGACAAUUGUACAUACAUAUUGCUUUUAUCAGCUCUUAUUUAUUCUCUCUUUUUAUAUUUAUCUCUUUUAUUUUCAUUUUAUAUUGGUGUUUUCUUAAAUUUAGAAUCAUGUAAGAACAUAUACCUAGAACCUCGAUUAUCCGAAACUACUAUGGAAUUGAUCUCUUUGAAAUAGAACAUUUUUUUCGGAUAAUCAAAUUCAAUGACAAUACUCAACUUUAUCAUGCUAUUGUAUUUAUAAAGGAAAUCAUUUUUUUCAAUCAUUAUUUUUAAAUAGUCGAGAAUAUACGAAUAUUUUAAUUAAAUUAGUAAUAAUAUUUUAUUAUAAGUUCUUUUCAUUUUGUUUAUACACUUAAAUGUAAUAUUUCGAAUAAUCAAAAUUCUAUUAGAUGCCAUAUUAUGUUUCAGGAAUUAUUUUGAAAGACUAUACUUUGUAUAUAUAUAUAUAUAUAUAGCAACUAUCUUUUCGAAUUUAUAUAAAUUGACGCGCUUUAUACAAAUGGCCAUCAGUACUCGUGUCACGUUAAUUACCUAAUUAUUGUUAACAUUUAUUUUCUUCUUCGUUAUUUGUGAAAAAUACUUUCAUUAUCCUUUCUAAAGUGAAAUCUCUGCUCCUAUGCAAAAUGUUUGCAACAUACUAUUAUUUGAUCUACUUCUUUCGCAUGCUAUUCAUAAUGAAAUUGUGAUAUUGUUCUAAAUAGUUUAUACAAAAUAAAUUCGUUAAACCCAUCAUACAAAUUACUGGAAUGAUCAAUUUGUUAAUGCACUCAGAUAUUUGUACAGGAUAUAUAAUCCAAAGUCUUAUCGCAUUGUACCAUUACUGAUUAUGACUUACCAAAGACAAUGUUUAUACAAUGUUUAUUUGGUAUACUAGAAGAGAAACUAUUUUUAUAAUUGUAUCUUUAUAUCAGUUGAACUUGCGUCAAGAAUUAUUUCCAAGUCGUUUACAAAGGUACAAUUUUACGUUAUAUAACACAAAGGAACUAUAAAUAAAGGAAAUAACCAUAAAGAAA